UAUACAGUGUAUUGUAUACAAAAAUUCUUUGCAGUAGAGUACAUUAGAAGAUUUAUAGAGUCACAGAAGAUCAGAUCAGUUCAGUUGUUGAUCCCCAAAAUACAGACGAGUCAUCUAGUUUCUCCCAGAAACAGCAGCUGAUAAUGGAUAAAAUUCAAACCUGCGAACAAGGAACUCUUCAACUCUGCAACAAAUGUCAAGAAUUCUAUGGAAGCCAACGAAAUCAUGGUCUCUGUUCGAAGUGCUACGAAGAUCUCCUCAAAGAAAAGAUAGCUAAAUCUGCAGCAACAAUGUUCUUCAAGAAAACAACCGACUCUCCCUCCAGUCCUUCAGUUUCCACAAAUCUUUCAAUCGAUCUUCUGGUUAAUACCAUGAAUUCUCUUACAGUUAAUGCGGAAACUAAUCCUCCAGUUGUGAAGAAAAGAUGUGAAUCUUGUAACAAGAGGGUUGGAUUGAUAGGAUUUGGAUGUAAAUGUGGGGGCAGUUUUUGUGGGAUGCAUAGAUAUCCUGAGGCGCAUGCAUGCAAACUUGAUUACAAGACUGCGGCUAGGCUUGUUUUGACGAAGGAAAAUCCUGUCUGUAAAGGAGAUAAACUCAUGGAUAGGACUUGAUGUCAAGAAGGUUUAAUGUAGACAUUCUUUUUAAA
Olea europaea var. sylvestris is the source of this 646-nucleotide messenger RNA. RefSeq names its product zinc finger A20 and AN1 domain-containing stress-associated protein 6-like. Gene Ontology annotation, molecular function: DNA binding; zinc ion binding. The coding region runs from base 144 to 611 and encodes 155 amino acids. Lineage: Eukaryota; Viridiplantae; Streptophyta; Magnoliopsida; Lamiales; Oleaceae. The transcript has a single exon. The record is from RefSeq and is a predicted model, not a curated record.